Molecule: messenger RNA, 812 nt
Organism: Acanthisitta chloris (rifleman)
Lineage: Eukaryota; Metazoa; Chordata; Aves; Passeriformes; Acanthisittidae
Gene: EDF1
Product: endothelial differentiation-related factor 1
Exons: 3
Cellular component (GO): nucleus
Molecular function (GO): DNA binding
Source: RefSeq, a predicted model, not a curated record
GGGCAGCAGGCCAGAACAAACAACACUUCAUCACAAAGAACACAGCCAAGCUUGACCGCGAGACAGAGGAGCUGCACCAUGACAGAGUUUCCCUGGAGGUGGGCAAAGUGAUCCAGCAGGGACGGCAGAGCAAAGGCCUCACGCAGAAGGACUUGGCCACGAAAAUCAAUGAGAAGCCACAGGUUAUCGCUGACUACGAGUCGGGACGAGCAAUCCCCAACAACCAGGUCAUGGGCAAGAUCGAGAGAGCCAUCGGCCUUAAGCUCCGUGGGAAGGACAUUGGAAAACCGUUGGAAACUGGUCCCAAAGGGAAAUGACAACAAAGCCUCGAAAUCAGUUUUUCCAGACUGAUCUCUCCCUCCUGGUUCUCCUCAACUACCACAAUCUCUGUGUUGCCAAGCUGAACAAGAGGGCUUCAGACUUGCUUUUGGGGGGGAAAUCUGCCCAAUCUGUACCUGCUGUAAAAAGGCAACUUUAAAGAAGCAAUUUUCCUGAUUCUUGUUUUUCCUUCCUCCUUCUCAGAGAUUGAGGAUCUAAUCCCCCAAACCCUAACCCCACCUCUGAUUUGCCAGCAAACCUGUGCUCGUGAUGUUAGCAGCAGCUGAUGUUAAGGCACUUGGGGUGGUCUGAGAUGUGGUUGUUUAAUUGGAACAAUUUGGGGGUGGGUGGAAUAUGUGCUCUAUAAAUAGUUUGGGAGAGUUGGAGCUUGAUCAGAAACGAUGACUCAGUUGCUGCAUCUCAAUGAGUGUGGUCUGUUCUUUCCAGCCUGUUUUAAAGAGAUCUAUAAUAAAGUUUGAUACCCUUCAGUUGCC